Echinops telfairi (small Madagascar hedgehog) is the source of this 2254-nucleotide messenger RNA. It is a transcript of the gene GOLPH3, whose product is annotated as golgi phosphoprotein 3. Gene Ontology annotation, molecular function: phosphatidylinositol-4-phosphate binding. The coding region runs from base 1 to 690 and encodes 229 amino acids. Gene Ontology annotation, cellular component: Golgi cisterna; cytosol; trans-Golgi network. The transcript has 4 exons. The record is from RefSeq and is a predicted model, not a curated record. Lineage: Eukaryota; Metazoa; Chordata; Mammalia; Afrosoricida; Tenrecidae. Gene Ontology annotation, biological process: Golgi vesicle budding; Golgi to plasma membrane protein transport; Golgi organization.
AUGGGGAGCCCUGCGAGUGGUUACACAUCAUUUUGGAACGACUGUAUAUCAUCUGGAUUACGAGGCUGUAUGUUAAUUGAAUUAGCCUUGAGAGGAAGGUUACAACUAGAGGCGUGUGGAAUGAGACGGAAAAGUCUGUUAACAAGAAAGGUGAUCUGUAAGUCAGAUGCUCCGACAGGGGAUGUUCUUCUUGAUGAAGCUCUAAAGCAUGUUAAGGAGACUCAGCCUCCAGAAACGGUGCAGAACUGGAUUGAAUUACUUAGCGGUGAGACAUGGAAUCCAUUAAAACUACAUUAUCAAUUAAGAAAUGUCCGGGAACGAUUAGCUAAAAACCUGGUGGAAAAGGGUGUAUUGACGACAGAGAAACAGAACUUCCUACUUUUUGACAUGACGACACAUCCCCUCACCAACAACAACAUUAAGCAGCGCCUCAUCAAAAAGGUGCAGGAAGCGGUUCUCGACAAGUGGGUGAACGACCCUCACCGCAUGGACAAGCGCUUGCUGGCCCUCAUCUACCUAGCCCACGCCUCCGAUGUGCUGGAGAACGCUUUCGCCCCGCUUCUGGACGAGCAGUAUGAUUUGGCCACCAAGAGAGUGCGGCAGCUUCUGGAUUCAGACCCUGAGGUGGAGUGUCUCAAGGCCAACACCAACGAGGUCCUGUGGGCCGUGGUGGCCGCCUUCACCAAGUGACUGCUCGGAGGGACGCCUUCCCCUUCUCGCGUGGAAAUCAGCUGUUUCUCUUCCCUUGGCUUUGGUUUUCCGUACUUUGUGCUUUCCCACACUGGAAUCGGCUUUUGUUUUAUGAAAAUGGUGGGUGGCUUUUUUCCCUCCUUUUGUAUAUGUGCAGGAUUCUGCUGGUACGAGAGGCCUUCUGUGUCUAUUUUUUAACACAAAAAAUCCCUGCCAUAUCGGCAUUCCAUCCCCUCUCGGCAUUCUCACUGUCGCCUGCUUUGUUUUCUGGUGCACUUUGACCUGCAAAAUGCCUCCAGACUCCUCCUGUGCACAUCUUUUGGAUUACCUCAGCCAGAAUCCUUUCACCGUACCCCGUGUGCAUGUACAGCGAGCAUUCUGUGUACAAUUCAGACAAGUCACAUAAAGGCCUUUAACUCACCAAAGGUAAACAUCUGUAUUUAUUAGGACAUUUUAUACAUAGACCGCAGUUGAGAUGUAUACUUAGCAAAAUUAUUUUUAAAUUGAACAGCACAGUAAAUACUUACUAUAAAAUGCCCCUUGGCUUCGGCUUCCCACGUGAAUCUGUUGUACUGUUAUUACUCUUGUUAUAAUUCUGACUGUUCAGUCAGAAAGGUCCAGUUGUUUCAGAGCCACUGGGGAUGGGCUGCAUUUUAGCCAUUCUCUGUGUGUGUGUGUGUAUGCAUGCAUACAUACAUACAUACAUAUAUAUGGUUUGGAUUCUAUAUCAGUUGCCCCUCCUUCUGGCCCUUCCUUGCCCCCAGCCUACUAUUUUGCAGGAUUUAAUUAGUUGUACACCUGGUGCCCCUCACUUGUUUCUGCCACCGUCACGGACUGGCAGAGAGCCCUCUCGUUGCUGUCGAAGGAACAAGGAAAGAAAGGUGUGUGUCCUUGGACCCGGAGCCCCGGAGCUGUGCCAUGGGUGGGCUUCCUGGCCUGUGUAUCACCUUCUUGGACUUUUUAAUUUCUGAAACCAUUUCUGUAGGGAACAGGCUGUGCCCAGUACUAAUCUUCAUCUUGAGUGCAGGGUUUUUUGUUUUCCCCUUUUCUGCCCACAAGUAAAGUAAUGUCUACUUUCAAAUGUCAUUUAGCUACUCACGCUUUCUUUGGGGGGGAAAAAUUUAAAUGUCAGUUCUAGCAGAUGUUGCAUGUAAAUUGUUAGCAAGUCAUGACUACAACUCAGAUGAUUUAAGAUUUUUGUAACAGAACGCUCUUCGAUGUUUUAAUUUUUAUAUCCAAUUAUGAUAAUUAUCACCUUGUAAGAAUAUAAACCUUUGCUUUUUAAAGUUAUUUUUACGAUUUCCUUAUCACUGUUUAUCAUACCACCAUUGCUUUCAUACUGUAAAUACGAUACAUGGAACAAAUUAAAUGUCAAAUUUUUUAUUACCACAGUUCAUGUUAAUAGUGGGACUUUCAGGUGUUUAGAGAUUUUUUGGUUAGCCUUCAAUGCAAAAGUACUAGAUGGUGUCUAACUCUAGAGUUGAAUUUUAAGCGAUUCCCUCCUAUGUAUACUAUCUUUUUAUCAGAAGUAAUAAACCAUGAUCUUGAAAGUGCCUGAAUCAGA